Tupaia belangeri chinensis (Chinese tree shrew) is the source of this 4263-nucleotide messenger RNA. It is a transcript of the gene FAM13A, whose product is annotated as family with sequence similarity 13 member A. Gene Ontology annotation, biological process: signal transduction. NCBI's taxonomy places the organism in Eukaryota, Metazoa, Chordata, Mammalia, Scandentia, Tupaiidae. The transcript is spliced from 24 exons. The record is from RefSeq and is a predicted model, not a curated record. The coding region runs from base 143 to 3262 and encodes 1039 amino acids.
UUAGCCGAAGGAGACGCCAAACCGCACUUCCUAACAUGUUCGCGGCUACUCUUGGUUUACGGGGGGACCCUUGGCCUGGGAGCUGUUUUUCAAAUCAGAGCAGAGGCACUGCGUGGAAUUUUCGUAUUUCGCUGUCAUUUUAAUGUGCUCGUCUGGGCUCCAUCAGUUGUUGCAGACACUUCCUGAGAGAAUGGGGGCUGGCGCUCUGGCCAUCUGUCAAAAUAAAGCAGCGGUUCGGCUGAAAGAAGACAUGAAAAAGAUAGUGGCAGUGCCACUAAGUGAGCAGAGAGGUGCUAGCUACAAGAAGCUGUUUGGAGUGAGUCUGCAGGAACUCCAGCAGCAGGGGCUCACGGAAAACGGCGUUCCCACGGUCGUGUGGGCUCUAGUGGAGUACCUGACGCAGCACGGACUCACCCAGGAAGGUCUUUUCAGGGUGAAUGGCAACGUGAAGGUGGUGGAACAGCUCCGAUGGCAGUGGGAGAGUGGGGCGCCCAUGGAGCUGGGGCGGGAUGGUGACGUCUGCUCAGCUGCCAGUCUACUGAAGCUCUUCCUGAGGGAGCUGCCUGACCGCCUGAUCACCGCGGCCUUACAGCCUCGAUUCAUUCAGCUCUUUCAGGACGGCAGACACGAUGCCCAGGAGAGCAGUCUAAGAGACCUCAUCAGGGAGCUGCCAGAGCCCCACUACUGCCUUCUGAAGUACCUCUGCCGGUUCCUGACCAAAGUAGCCAAGCACCAUUUGCAGAACCGCAUGAGUGUCCACAACCUCGCCACUGUUUUUGGGCCAAAUUGCUUUCAUGUGCCAUCUGGGCUUGAAGGCAUGAAAGAACAGGAUAUUUGCAACAGGAUAAUGGCAAAAAUCCUGGAAAAUUAUAAUACCUUGUUUGAAGUAGAGUGUACAGAAAACGAUAAUCAGAGGUGCGAAAACGUGGCUAGGCUUAUCCUAGUAAAAGAGGCCAGUUCUAAGAGCUCCCUCCCCAUCUUCUUAACAAGAGGUUUAGAAAGAGACAUGCCAAAAUCAUCCCCCAAAGGCAAGAUCCCCAAGUCCAGGAGUGAGGGGUCUAUUCAGACCCACAGGAUACCACAGCCAGAGCUCUCUGACGGUGUUCCUCAGCUUAGCCUGCGGCGGAGUCGUCGGAAACCCUGUUUGGAUGAUGUGAGUUCAGCAGAGGAUGCCAGUGGUGCCAAGGUCGCAUCCAGUUCACAAGAAGAUGAAAGACCUAUGUCACCUUUCUAUCUGAGUGCUCAUGUUUCCCAAGUCAGCAGUGUGUCGACAACUGGAGAACUCUUAGAAAGAACCAUCCGGUCAGCUGUAGAGCAGCAUCUUUUUGAUGUCAGUAGCUCUGGAGGUCAAAGCUCAGAGGACUCUGAAUCUGGAACGUCGUCAGCAUCUUCUACCACGUCCGCCAGACAGCGACGCCGCCAGUCCAAGCAGCAGGAUGAAGUUCGUCGAGGGAGAGACAAGGGACUUAUCAACAAAGAAAAUAUUCCUUCUGGGUUCAACAGCCUGGAGGAUUGUAUCUUGAAUACCCAGGAAGUGGAAAAGUUGCAUGAAAAUACUUCUGAUUAUAUUGGAGAAAGGAGUAAACCUAAACGUCAAAAAUCCAGUAUGAAACUGUCUGAGCUCAAUGAAAAUAAAGAUGGGCUUGUGAAUAUGGAAAGUCUUAAUUCGGCAUGGUCUCCUGGGAGGACUGGACCUGACAAUGUUGAACUGAUAUCUGAUGAAAGCAAAGAAAAUGAAAAAGAUGACAGACACACCCGGCAUUUUGAGAACCUCACAAUGAAGAUUCAGGAGCAUCCCAGUCUACCUGACACCAAACAGCCCCGGAAUCAAGAUGCCGAUGGCCAGCAGGAGAGCUUUGUCUCUGAAGUGCCCCAGCUGGACCUGACUGCAUUGUGUGACGAGAAGACCUGGGAAGAGCCCAUCCCUGCUUCCUCCUCCUGGCAGCGGGAGAAUGUGGACUCGGACGAAGCCCGCCUCUCCCCACAGGCUGGGCGUCUGAUCCGUCAGCUUCUGGAUGAAGACAGCGACCCCAUGCUCUCUCCUCGGUUCUACGCAUAUGGGCAGAGUCGGCAAUACCUGGAUGACACAGAAGUGCCCCCUUCUCCCCCAAAUUCCCAUUCUUUCAUGAGGCGGCGAAGCUCCUCACUGGGGUCCUACGAUGAUGAGCAAGAGGACCUCACCCCUGCCCAGCUCACACGGAGGAUUCAGAGCCUUAAAAAGAAGAUCCGGAAGUUUGAGGAUCGAUUUGAAGAAGAGAGGAAGUACAGGCCUUCCCACAGCGACAAAGCUGCCAACCCCGAGGUUCUGAAAUGGACCAAUGACCUCGCCAAAUUCCGGAAGCAGCUGAAAGAAUCGAAACUAAAGAUCUCCGAAGAGGACCUCACCCCCAGGAUGCGGCAGAGAAGCAACACACUCCCCAAGAGUUUUGGUUCCCAGCUAGAGAAAGAAGAUGAGAAGAAGCAAGAGCUGGUGGAUAAAGCGAUCAAGCCCAGCGUCGAAGCCACACUGGAGUCUAUCCAGAGGAAGCUCCAGGAGAAACGGGCAGAGAGCAGCCGUCCUGAGGACAUUAAGGAUAUGACCAAAGAUCAGAUCGCUAAUGAGAAAGUGGCCCUCCAGAAAGCCUUGCUGCAUUAUGAGAGCAUUCACGGCCGGCCGGUCACCAAGAGUGAACGGCAAGUUAUGAAGCCUUUGUAUGACAGGUACCGACUGGUCAAGCAGAUCCUGUCCCGAGUCAACACCAUCCCCAUCAUUGGAUCCCCCUCCAGCAAGCGGAGAAGCCCUUUGCUGCAGCCAAUUAUCGAGGGCGAAACUGCUUCCUUCUUCAAGGAGAUAAAGGAAGAAGAGGAGGGAUCAGAAGAUGAUAGCAACACCAAGCCAGACUUCACGGUCACCCUGAAAACGGAUUUUAGUGCACGUUGCUUUCUGGACCAAUUCGAAGAUGAUGCUGAUGAAUUUAUUUCCCCCAUGGAUGAUAAAGUACCAUCAAAAUGCAGCCAGGACACAGGGCUUUCAAAUCUCCAUGCUGCCUCAAUACCUGAACUCUUAGAACAUCUUCAGGAAAUGAGAGAAGAAAAGAAAAGGAUUCGAAAGAAACUUCGUGACUUUGAAGAUAAUUUUUUCAGGCUAAAUGGAAGAAACGUCCAGAAGGAAGACCGCACUCCCAUGGCUGAAGAAUACAAUGAAUACAAGCACAUCAAGGCUAAACUCAGGCUCCUGGAGGUGCUCAUCAGCAAGAGGGACACUGAUUCCAAGUCCAUGUGAGAGGGCAGCCCUGGCCCAAGCAGAGGGCCGGGCAGCCACAGAGAGCAUGACCGUUUCCCGCUGGAGAGCAGCUCUGGAAGGCCGCCUUCAGGCUGGACCUGCCAUGCACACGCAGCCCUUCUGCCUCUAGGCCCCUGGAAUCGGCUCCUGUUUCCAUCACCUGCUGUAGAAGCUGCCUAGGAGGAAGCUGACAGGGGUUUGGCAUCAUCAAGCUGCCUGUGCACACCUGUGCAUCUGUGCACACCUGCGCAUCUGUGCACACUAGUGGGAGCUUUACUGACACUAGCAGUGCUGAUUGGCUUCAUCAGACACACUCAUCCACAGAGAAUACGCGCUGUUCUUCCCUGGAUGGCUGACAAGCAUGAGGCCAUUCUCCGUGUAACUGUGAUCGAAACAAGCUCAGGACUUGACUCCGUAGACCUGACUGCUGCGGGAGAGCACCCGUCUGUGGUCUCCUGGACCCAGUUCAGUGUGAACACGCAUUAGAGCCCUACUUGCUGCCGCGGCCCUUCUAGUGCCCUUUCCAGAGCUGCGCCUUUCCUGCUUGUAAACUGUUUCCCCCUUCGGCGCUCAGGGAUGGAAGCUGCAUCUGUCCAUGACUGCAGUGGAAUCAUCCCUUUGAGGGUGUGUUUCUUCAGGACGUCCUCGGCUGACAAAGAAUUUUGAUCUCUGACUGGGACUCGAUCAUCUGAAAAGGACAGAGGGAAUGCAACUGCAGUUACAGUAAUGCUGAGUUUAAAAUCGGGAACUAAGGCACAGAGGCUGGAGGGACUUUUCUGCGAAGUGACUAACUUGUCGGUCACCAAUGUUAACAUCAAACACGAAGCAACUAGCAGCCAAGCAGCUGAGCCCAUUUGGGGCCCCGUUUCCUUGAGGCACUAGUCAAACAUCAUGGGUCCCGCUUACUCCUUAGCCAAGUGUAGAGGAUCAUAGGAGAGAGGGGAGCCUGUGUUCUCAGCCUCCUGAGAGACUUUAAUUAAAAAAAAAAAAAAAGAAAACCC